AUGGAAGAUUUGCAGAACUUGAGCAAUCCAAGAAAUCUUUCUAGUGCAUUUCAACCUUGCAAUAGCGAUCGGCCUAGCUUGGAAGAAAACAAAAUGAACAUCAACUAUCAAGACUCUUCAGUAAUAUUGAGUCCGAUGAAUCUUAAUAAUGCACCUCAAGUUCACCUUACAUUUAAAAUUCUAAUUACAAAUGAUUUAGCAAAAAAUCCCAUAUCUAACGCUGUUAUCCUUAUGGACCUAAUUAAAUCUUGUCAUCGAGAAGAUGGAGAAGUUCUUCAGUUUUUUGAGAAAUUAGUUUAUCCAAGAUUCAUUAAGAAAUCUAAAAAAUAUGAUCAUUGUAAAUUAAAUCCUUAUGCAGUUAUGAACCAUUUUAUGGAAUCUACAUUCCCAGUAUUUUUUGGGAAAUUAAUAUGA
Trichomonas vaginalis G3 is the source of this 414-nucleotide messenger RNA. RefSeq lists its product as uncharacterized. The transcript has a single exon. The record is from RefSeq and is a predicted model, not a curated record. Bases 1 to 414 code for a protein of 137 amino acids. Lineage: Eukaryota; Parabasalia; Trichomonadida; Trichomonadidae.